This is a messenger RNA of Cryptococcus amylolentus CBS 6039, 1932 nucleotides long. Its product is annotated as porphobilinogen deaminase. Gene Ontology annotation, cellular component: cytoplasm. Bases 106 to 1575 code for a protein of 489 amino acids. The record is from RefSeq and is a predicted model, not a curated record. Lineage: Eukaryota; Fungi; Basidiomycota; Tremellomycetes; Tremellales; Cryptococcaceae. The transcript is spliced from 2 exons. Gene Ontology annotation, biological process: heme biosynthetic process. Gene Ontology annotation, molecular function: hydroxymethylbilane synthase activity.
CUCAACCCUUUACCUCACUACUCCCCCUUAUCCCCCAACUCCCCCUAUAUAUACUCCCACCCGGGCACAUCCACCACUCCACAUCCACCCCUGCCCUCCAGCGCAAUGUCUUCCGCCGCCCCCAUUGCCUGCCCCUUCCACACCAACCCCACCGCCGCCAACCGUAGCCCCCUCCCAGACAGGGCCACCAUCCUUGCCAUGAAGGAGCAGACCAACACUUUUGUCCUCGGCACCAGAAAAUCAAACCUCGCCCUCACCCAGACCGGCCACGUCGCCGAUGACCUGCGCGCGCUCCACGCUGGCGCUGGCAGUCGAUUCGGCGAGAGGCAGGCUGGCCAGACUGACGGUAUCGACGGCGAGGCAGAGGUCCCCUUCGUGCACCCCUACUCUUUCCCCAUCGAGUCCAUGACGACCGUCGGCGACCGCAACCAGACCACCCCGCUCCACCUCCUCUCCCCUUACUCUUCCACCCAACCGGCCAAGUCGCUCUGGACCGACGAGCUCGAGGCCCGCCUCACCAACGGCCACUUUGACAUGCUCGUGCACUCGCUCAAGGAUGUGCCCACCGUCCUGAAAGACGGAUGCGAGAUUGGCUGCAUGGUCAAGAGACACGACCCCCGCGACGCGCUCGUUGUCAAGGCUGGCUUGCCCUACACCAGGCUCGAGGACAUGCCUGACGGCUCUGUCAUCGGUACUGGCUCUGUCAGGCGAGUGGCCCAGCUCAAGAGGGCGUUCCCCAGGUUGGUGUUUGAGGAUAUGCGAGGCAACCUCAACACCCGAUUCAACAAGCUCGACAACCCUGAAAACCGAUUCGCUGCCCUCAUCCUCGCCAUGUCUGGUCUCCAGCGUCUCGACAUGGGCCACCGAGCCACCUCUCCCCUUUCCUCCCCCACCCUCAUGCACGCUGUCGGCCAAGGCGCGCUCGCAAUCGAGAUCCGCUCCAACGACCCCCGCGUCCGAAACUGCCUGCGUGGCCUCGGCCACUGGCAAACAGAAUGGUCAUGCGGUGCCGAGCGGGGAUGUUUGCGUGUUUUGGAGGGCGGAUGCUCUGUGCCUGUUGGUGUCGAGUCGGAGCUCGAGGAGCUGGAUGAGGAUGAGGUUGCGGCCAACCCCGAGCUGUUGGAGGGCGUCGAGGACCCGUUCAGAGAACACCAAGAUGCGCCCCUGCAUAACCAGUCUCCCAUGCUCUGGUUCUCGGGUCUCGUCGACACCGCUUCCACCCCUACACCUUCUACCCCUGCCUUUUCAGCCCACUCCCUCCCCCCUCUGCGGUCACGCCUCGCCAAGCUCACUCUCCACUCUUGCGUCACUUCGACCGAUGGCACGAAACACGUCCUCUUCACACCCCCUCCCGUGCUCGUCAGGUCUUACCAACAAGCUGAAAAGUUUGGCGAAGACUGCGCGCGACGACUGCGGGCUAUGGGUGCUGGCGAGAUCUUGGAUGAGAUCAAUAUGCUCAGAAAAGAGCGUGAGCUUAGGGAUUUGGAGAGUGCCAUUGAGAGGAGCCGGGCGGCCGAGGAGGAGAGCGAAAAGAUGGGUCUGACGCAGAACGGUACUGCCGAGGUUGUUGCCUAGACCAGUAGAUGGUGGUUGUUUUUUGGGGGGGCUGUGUAACGAUUAUUCAUUGUAAUCUAGUAGAUCUCAUUCGGGCGCAUAGUAACGCAUAGCAUAUAUAUUUUGGGCGCUGUGACGGGCCAUUCUCAUUGUCUCUGGCAUGUACAUCACAAAUGUUCACGCUACCACUCUGGAUUGUUUGUUGCGGCGAGACGAGCAAUGUAGUACUCUGCAGCGCAAGGUCACGAUCCUCACUUGAGCGGGCCCCUCUCAGCGUCAGAAAUGAGAAUUGGUGGAAGAUGUACAACAUCGAUCGUUCACGCGUUUGUAAUAUGCGUUCUGAUGAUGCAUGAGUGGACGCGGACAUCACCACGUCAA